AUGGACCGGAUACCUAUACCAAGUAGCCUCGACGAGGUUGAGCAGCUGGUGAUCAAGCUCUAUGAGCCAAACUCAGCCUCGGCAAUAUCUCAUAUCCAAGAGGUACUGCAGAGGCUCCAAAAGUCACCCGAGGGAUGGCAGAUAGCCGAAGGCCUGCUCUCCCGGUCCAGUGACAACGUCAAGUUCUUUGGCGCCUUGACGUUUAUCGUCAAGUUGAAUACCGAUUCUAUCGAGGACGGUGACGCACGAUCCGUGUUACGGAACCUGAUCAGCUGGCUCCUGAAGAGCCUAGAGAGCGGAGCUGGUGUCAUUGUCAUCCGGAAACUCUGCUCUGCUCUGACGACACAUUUCAUCCAUUUCUCACACCUCUGGCCCUCUUGCGUUCGCCGGAUGCUACAUUGCUUGCAGACAAAUAGUACCGACAUCGAUGGUACCAGCGCUCCUUCUCCCGAGAAUGCUCUGCGGGGCCUGACACCACAGAAGUCUGUGACUGCGUUGUGGUUUGCGGCAGCUCUCGCCGAAGAGGCUGAGAAGACGGAUCCAAGUUCCACCAAGUACAUCAGCCUCCACGAGCGCCUGGUAAAUAACGUUCAAGAUAUUGCGUUGCUGUUGGCGCACUCGUUGUCCAGAGACACUGAGGUGCAGGGUCAGCAGGAAGCGAUCCGCUGCCUACAGGCAUGGCUUCUGUAUGCACAACGUGCGCCUAAUGAGCAGCUGAAGUCGGCUUUGCGCCCUCUCUUGCAGCCCACGAUCAAGUGUCUCGUUAUCGAUGAGCUCUAUGAUAACGCCAUAGAUCUCCUCACCGAUACCCUCAGCAACUGGCAGAACUUCUUCACUCGAGGUGACUACGACCUGUUGUACAAUCUUUUCGACAGCAAUUGGUCUCAGGAGAAGUACCAAAAUCUACAGUCGGGAGAUUUUGAAUUCGACUCUGUCCAGUUUGGUCUUCUCAUGGUCGCUUUUGGCGAUGCCCAAAUCACUGAACUGAUGGACGCUUCUAACGAGCGGGCUCAGCGCUUCCUCGCCGGACUCGUCGGGCUACUUACCGCAGAGGGACAUCCUGUCGCCGAGGACAAGAUCUUCGUUCCAGCACUUGAGUUCUGGUCUCAGUUUGUUGAAAACUUAGUGGACAACAUGUAUUCUGAACCACAAGAGAGUGUGAGCUGGGACACCCCUCCCCUAUCUUAUCUUACCCAAGUGGUUUCGCAUUGUUGGAAGAAGAUCCAAUACCCCUCGUUGGAUGUUUAUAACUCUUGGGACUCCACAGAAAGAGUUGGGUUCGGUGAUGCGCGCAAAGAUGUCUCCGAUCUACUUCAGUCUGUGUUCACGAUCUCCGGCCAGCCUCUCAUCUCCCUCUUCGUGGACUUGACAUUGCAGGGCGUUUCUAAUUCAGCAUGGGCCGAACUCGAAGCUGCUGCCUUCUGCCUGGGGUCCCUAUCGGACUGCGUCUCAGACAGCACAAGCUGCGAUGAUAUCCUGAGCAAGGUAUUUGGAUCGCAACUCUUUGAUCUCCUACGUCAAGGUCAAUCUGUCGUUCCUGUUCGAGCAAGACAGACCUGCCUUUCUCUCAUUGAACGAUACUCAGACUACUUCACCCGACACGCAGAAUACCUACCAGCUGCACUCAAUCUUCUCUUCAGCGCCGUUGGUGAUCAUCCACUGGCGGGCCCUUCUUCCAAAUCAAUCUACCGGCUCUGCUCUUCUUGUCGCGCACUGCUGACAUCCGAAGUGGAUGCCUUCUUAAGUCAAUACGAAUCACUCAGGAGUGCACCGAAUCUUGAUUCCUUAGCUGAGGAGAGAGUAGUUGGUGCCAUCGCUUCUAUAGUGCAAGCCGUACCGGAUGAGGCCACUAGACUACACGCGUUCCGACGAUUGAUGGUGUCGCUUGGAACAGAUGUGGAGAGAUCACUGCAGCUGAAGGACUACAACUCCAACGUGGACCCGAACGAUCCAGUCAUCGCCCGGGCUUACGAUUUGGCUCAGCGGCCAUCCGCACCUGUAGCUUCAAGCGAAGUCGCCCUUCUGACGGCGAUUCGUGCACUUCGCUGUCUCUUGGGCUGCGCCAAGGGAUUACAAGCACCCUCGGAGUCAUUUGUCGACCUCGACGCCGAAGAAAGCACCUCUUCGCUCACCGCCAAUCCAGAGCUUGAGCAAAUGCAGCGAGACAUUAUUGGCAUAUUAGCGCGCAUGAAGGAUGUCUUUGGUGAGAGCACAGAGGCCUUGGACGUCAUCUGCUCAAUACUGAAGGCAGGCUUCUCGGAAACCGAACCGGGCCCAUUUGUCUUCUCACCUCAGGUCAUAACGGAGUUUCUUACGAGUUCGUGGCAUAACCGUGUUGCCUCAGCGAUUAGCACAGCCUGUGUCUUCGUCACCUCUAUUUAUAACGGAAGUAACAAGCGCCAAUUGCCGGGAAUCAUCCACCAGCUACUUCCAUGGGUUGUGGGCCUGCUCCACCAGCUUCAAGACCCUGUAAACGAUCCCGAAUUAGCACAAUAUGGUGUUGAGUUCACCCAGAAGGCGAUGAUCAAGGCCCCUGGGACCUUUAUCCAACUUCAGCCAACUACCCUGUUGGAGUACCUAUUCAUGUUCGCCAUCAAGAUGCUGAAUGGCCGUGAACCACUUCCGAAAGCGGCAGCAGCGGACUUCUGGACCAGCUUCAUCACACUCAAGACCUCGGACCAGGAUACGCAAUCCGCAAUCGAUAGCGCCAUGGGCCACCUGGGCCCUAUGGUGGCUCACUCCCUCGUGCAGAACAUCGGAGGCAAGGCCUCCCGCAGUGAGUUGGACAAGCUGAGCGACCCGCUCAAGAAGCUCGUCGUCCAGCACGUCCACGCCAAGCAGUGGCUGGAGGCCGCGCUGAACGACGCCUCCUUUCCCAGCGAUAAGGUGUCCCAUGAUGACAAGGCGCUGUUCUUGAAGAAGAUCGUGAGCUUGCGGGGAAGCAGGGCAACGAACCAGGUGGUCCGGGAGUUCUGGCUGGCAUGUAGAGGAUCGAAUUUCGCGUAUGCUUCGUGA
Messenger RNA from Neoarthrinium moseri, 3015 nucleotides. RefSeq lists its product as uncharacterized. The transcript has 6 exons. Lineage: Eukaryota; Fungi; Ascomycota; Sordariomycetes; Amphisphaeriales; Apiosporaceae. The record is from RefSeq and is a predicted model, not a curated record. Bases 1 to 3015 code for a protein of 1004 amino acids. Gene Ontology annotation, cellular component: nuclear membrane; cytoplasm. Gene Ontology annotation, biological process: protein import into nucleus.